This is a messenger RNA of Hermetia illucens (black soldier fly), 2171 nucleotides long. It is a transcript of the gene Acadvl, whose product is annotated as very long-chain specific acyl-CoA dehydrogenase, mitochondrial. Bases 210 to 2099 code for a protein of 629 amino acids. Lineage: Eukaryota; Metazoa; Arthropoda; Insecta; Diptera; Stratiomyidae. Gene Ontology annotation, molecular function: flavin adenine dinucleotide binding; fatty-acyl-CoA binding; very-long-chain fatty acyl-CoA dehydrogenase activity. The transcript is spliced from 4 exons. The record is from RefSeq and is a predicted model, not a curated record.
UAGUGCAGUCCCAGUGACUGAUUGGCUCUGGGUUGAAUUUGACGUUGGUCGUGGAGUGUGUGGAAGUGUGCUUAAUUUAUUUUAGUUUUUGCUUUUGUAAUUAAAUAAGGAAUAAAUAAAACUAUUACUAGGACUUUGGUCAGAGAAAACUUUAGAGAAUUGCUGCUUGCCUAGUAAUCUGUUGUGGUUAAAAUCAGAAGAGUGAAAAAAUGCUACGAAUUAGUGCAAUUGCCACGCGAAAUGCAAGGAAUAUUGUAAAUGGCGAAGUCAGAAGAUGUUUGUCAGCUACCGCAGCUCAGCCAAAACAUAAAGUCGACGUUAAACAAGAACGUGCUACCGAACGUCAAAAUAUGUCAUUCAUGGCGAACAUGUUCAGAGGAGAAUUAGAGCCGUCGCAAGUGUUUCCAUACCCAGAUGUACUAAAUGCUGAUCAGAAAGAAAUGAUCACAAUGCUUGUUGACCCGUUUGAACGUUUUUUCCGUGAUAUCAAUGAUCCUGUGAAAAAUGAAGAAAUUUCGAAGUUACCUACUGAAACAGAAAACUCCCUCUGGGAACUAGGCGCUUUCGGAAUUCAAGUUCCUAAUGAAUUGGGCGGAAUGGGACUUAAUAAUACACAGUACGGUCGCAUGUGCGAAAUAGUCGGUGUGAACGAUUUAGGAUUAGGAAUUGUGAUUGGUGCUCACCAAAGUAUUGGAUUCAAAGGAAUUUUACUGUUCGGAACUGAUGCGCAAAAGCAGAAAUACCUUCCGAAAGUUGCUUCAGAAAAAGUUUAUGCUGCUUUUGCUCUAACCGAACCGAGCUCAGGUUCGGAUGCCGGUUCAAUUAGGUGUAGAGCGGUGAAGUCUCCUGAUGGAAAACAUUAUAUUCUGAAUGGAUCAAAAAUCUGGAUAUCUAACGGAAACAUCGCCGAAAUCAUGACUGUGUUUGCGCAAACAGAAGUUACAGACCCGAAAACUGGUGAAAAAAAGGAUAAAGUUACGGCAUUCAUCGUUGAACGGGGUUUCGGUGGAGUGACGAGCGGUCCUCCCGAGAAGAAAAUGGGGAUCCGCUGUUCCCAAACGGCGGAAGUUUAUUUCGAGGAUGUAAAAAUUCCAAUUGAGAACGUACUCGGUAAAGAAGGGGAUGGAUUUAAAGUGGCAAUGAAUAUCCUUAACAACGGACGAUUUGGAAUGGCUGCUACGCUAUCAGGAACAAUGAGGCUAUGCAUCCAAAAGGCAUCGGAACAUGCCGCUAAUCGUGUUCAGUUUGGAAAAAAAAUACAUAACUUUGGUGCCAUUCAAGAGAAGCUAGCUCGAAUGGCUUUACAUCAGUAUGCAACUGAAUCAAUGGCGUAUACCAUUUCUCAAAAUAUGGAUUCAGGUAGUCAAGAUUACCAUUUGGAAGCGGCAAUUUCGAAGGUGUUCGCCUCUGAAUCCGCAUGGUUCGUUUGUGAUGAAGCCAUACAGAUCCUCGGAGGUAUGGGUUAUAUGCAGUCAGCUGGCCUUGAAAAAUUUAUGCGAGAUUUGCGAAUUUUUAGAAUUUUUGAGGGAACCAAUGACAUUCUAAGAUUAUUCGUUGCAUUAACUGGAAUCCAAUAUGCUGGUUCACAUUUGAAGGAACUUCAGCGGGCGUUUAAAAAUCCUGCUGCUAACCUUGGGUUAAUAUUCAAAGAAUCGUCUAGACGCGCCUUCCGUUCGGUCGGAAUUGGUGGUGUCGAUCUAAAUCCGUAUUUGCACAAUGAUUUGCGUGAAUGCGGCAAACAAGUUUCUGAAUGCAUGAAUGAAUUUGGAAAAGCUGUGGAACAGCUCUUGGUCAAACAUGGUAAAAAUAUUGUAGACCAGCAAUUUAUGCUUAAUAACUUAGCCAAUGCAGCUAUUGACAUUUACGCCUCAGUGGUUGUUCUGUCAAGAGCUUCGCGUGCUGCGAAGCUGAAUCUUCCGACGGUCGAGAAUGAACUCUUGUUAGCGAAGACUUGGUGUACAGAUGCUUCCUACCGAGCUUUGCUGAACUUGAAGAAAACAGGGAGCAACGAUCAUGUCGAUUUGUAUAAUCAAAUGACUAAAAUAUCGAAUACUGUGAUCGAAAAUGAUGGAGUUUUCACAACACGCCCAAUCGACUAAGACAUAAUUUAAAAUUAUUUUAAGCAACCGAUGUCUUGUUUUUCUGUACAAAAUAAAUUGUAAAUAAGUUAU